AUGAGGUUUCGUCGCAAAAAGUGAGUUCAAAGUAAUGUGUUCCUCUUGCUUUGUGCUGUACGUGUGUUUUUCUUUUACUUUGCUACUUUCAAACCUUUAUAUGUAUGUAUGCUUACUGAUAUGAAGAUUUGUACUAUGUUUAAGGCAAUAUUUUGAAUGGAAGGGGGUUGGGAGGGGAAAAGGAGAGGUGGAGGGGCGGGGUAGGGAUGGGGAGAGUUCGGUCAGACAAUUUGGGAUUGAGAAAGGGCGGGUAAAAAACUUUGUUUUGACUACAACACAUAUUUUUUAAAUCCUCUAAAAAUCAAAGUUUAACAAUUUAUGAAAAUUUUCAUUUUUUAAACAUUCUUCACUUUAAAUCAGUAUGUUUUAUCACAAUGUUUAUAAAAAGGCAAGGCUGAUUGUUUUGAUUUCAAUGCUCUUUGGUCAAUAUGAAAAGCUCAAUAAAUAAUAAAAGCUUUGUACCUACGUAUUUGAACUUGGCCUUUAAAACUAUAAGAUAACAACAAGGAAAGUGCCUAACCUGUCCCACUCUGAUUGACUUCAAACUGUUUAUGUAGAAAGAUCACGUAAAUAUAAAACCUUUAACAAGUAGUAAAUCACGCUUUCCAAAAAAUCUCGAAAAUCGAGAUCAAAAAAUUACGUUUUAAAUUUCCCGCAAAGUUGGCAUUAUGUUUCAAGCUAAUAACUUUGUCAUUUUUUGAUUUUUAGGAAUUUUUCUUUGAUAUACUAGUAGAACACCUUUAAAUGAACCUACAUUUUUAAAUUUGUAAGCGUAGCUUGUCUGGAAAGUCGAAAAAAGUGCUUGAAACACAAUGCCAAAAAUUCUAGGUUAACAGGAAACUCAAAUAUUUAAAUUUUAAAACAGAACCGCGAGCUAACAGUUUUUAUAGGUAUUAUUGGUGGUAUAAAGAAUUGAUAUAAAAAUUUUGAGCUGGUUCUAAGUGGGAGAGGGUACUUUCUAUGUAAGUCGGUUUUACUUUAAAUUAUAACUUUUUAACACUAGUUUUAGUGCUUUUUAUUAUGGCUAAAAUUCGUACUUUCAUAUCAACUAAAAAACCGCCAUUUCCCACCAAUUUCCUCUCCCAAUUACCCCGCCAAUAAACUAAACCAGCCAAAAAACGUCUAUAAUAAAUAAAUCCGAAAAAAAACUUGGAAAAUAAAGUUUGGGCAAAAUUUUAUAGCCUAAAGACAUUUGGCCCGUGGAUCGUGUUUUAUUAGAGACAGAAGGUGUUUUCGUUUAAGCGAGGACGGCCCAAAAAGAGCCGGGGCAAUGUUUGUUCGGCCGCUUCUUUCUGGAUAUUACACCUCCAUGCUUUUUAUACGCCCAUUUCGGAUUUCGCCUGCUUUUUUACGUUUACACUUUUAAUGUUUAAUUUCGUAGGGGUUUCGUGUGUUAGAGGGCAUAGCGGUGUAGGUUUAGGUGGUUGAGGAAAGGGGGAGGGGGUUUGGAAGGGAUGUGGAGGUUUUCGGAAGGGGUGUGGAAGGGUAUGGUUAGAAGUAAGGGGAGGAUGUUAGGAGGAAAUGAUUGGCAUUGUUACUCUGAUAAAAAUUAGUAUCCAGUUGUUCAUAUAAUUAUGUGCCCCCUAUUAAAGCACAUUAUUACAGUUAGGGAGCGCAGAGUUAUUUGAACGGCUAAAUAUUAUAUUUGGUUAAAGGUUUAAGCUCUUAAAAAAGUCUUGUCGUCUUUAAACAUAGCUUUACACUUUCAAAAACGACAAUAUUUUUUAACGUUUCAAAAAGACCAAGUAUUACCAAACAAAUUUCAAGUAUAGCCCUUUUAUAAAUUCUAGAAUAGUCAUUUAUAAACCCUAGUAUAGCCACAUAUACAGCCUAGUAUAGCCACAUGUAAACCUUAUAUGUAUAAAUACAUAUAAAACGUAGUUAGGUAAAUCCUAUAGUCAUGCUUUGUUUUUAUUGUUGUGUUCGUACUAUGCCGCGGAUUCAAAUCCAAUUUUCCUUUUUCUUCCGCGGAUUUUUACUCGUUUUAUCAGUAAAUUUGCUCGUUUUGUUAUUCUAAACGGUCGUAUGAUGUUCGCCUGCUUCGUAUUUUAGCCAUUGUUUUCUUUACUAGAGUAUGAGAAAUUAUUUUAAAAAUUAAUUUUUAAGAGCUUGUUUUUGAUUUUUUUUUCUAGUUUUCUCUUCACUUUUUGACCUUCCUAACACAAUUUUAUGAUAAACCUAAUUGUUCGCUUGCUUUUUUUCCCAUUUUUAGCCAAAAAAAACUCAUUUUAGUGCUUGUGCCACCCCUUGUUUGUAUUAAUUUUGCUUCUACAAGCUUUCGAAUAUACUUAUACCACUAAAAUCCUUAUUCUCCCUCCAAAAAUCUAACAAGCAUCACUUCAGGAGCUCCUCGAAGCCUGUAAACACGGCACAAAAGAUGGUCAGUGCGGCGUCGACGGCCGGCGCUACGGCCGUCGAGACCACGGUGGCCGGAGCAAAUGUGAUGGUAACUGAAGGUGGUAAUGUGCUGAAAAGAGGCUGGGCACGUUUGUCGCGACGAAAGUCAAAAAAGAAGGACAUAGCGAGGAUUGUGAACGAAAAGGAAGAAGAACUUGAAGUUGAAAGUGAACACAUUGACGAGCAUCCAUCAAGUAGUGGGAUGAGCGUGUCACAGGUGGAAAAGAGGUCAGUUUUAGUUUGA
Molecule: messenger RNA, 2641 nt
Organism: Bursaphelenchus okinawaensis
Lineage: Eukaryota; Metazoa; Nematoda; Chromadorea; Rhabditida; Aphelenchoididae
Source: the annotation of a GenBank genome assembly